AUGAAUUACUCAAGUUACGUCUUGGCUUUUCAGCUCUGUGUCAUUUUGGGUUCUUCUGGCUAUUACUGCCAGACCAGACUCAUAAAUGAGACAGAAAAACUGAAGAGCUAUUUUGACGCUGAUGAGUCCGAUGUGUCGGAUAACGGGACUCUUUUCUUAGACGUCAUGAGAAGCUGGAAAGAGGAGGGCGACCGAAAAAUCAUCCAGAGCCAGAUAGUCUCCUUCUACUUCAAGCUCUUUGAAAACCUUAAAGACAACCAGCACAUCAAGAAUAGCGUGAACACCAUCAAAGAAGACAUGAUCGUCAAGUUUUUCAACAGUGACAAAGACAAAGUCGAGGCAUUCAAAAACCUGACUUUCCUUUCGGUGAACGACACGCAGAUCCAGCGCAAGGCGAUCCAUGAGCUCUUGCAGGUGGUGCUGAAUCUGGCGCCAAGAUCCAACCUGAAGAGGAAGAGGAGCCAGAUGCUGUUUCGAGGCCGGAGAGCGCCGAAAUGA
Carlito syrichta (Philippine tarsier) is the source of this 498-nucleotide messenger RNA. RefSeq names its product interferon gamma (gene IFNG). The coding region runs from base 1 to 498 and encodes 165 amino acids. Gene Ontology annotation, cellular component: extracellular region. The record is from RefSeq and is a predicted model, not a curated record. Gene Ontology annotation, molecular function: type II interferon receptor binding. The transcript has 4 exons. Lineage: Eukaryota; Metazoa; Chordata; Mammalia; Primates; Tarsiidae. Gene Ontology annotation, biological process: immune response.